AUGUUGGUGACCCCCCACCAAGCAGACACGGUUCCAAGCGAUUCGACUUCCUCGAAGGCGCCAAUGGCAUCGGUUACUCAAAACGGGACCUCCAAGGCUGCGAUACCAAGCUCUCCGGGGUGGGACAGAAGCACCUGGCCGGCUCGUCCGCUGUUCCCCCCGGGCCCAGCGACCAAACAAGCCAAAAAGCUGGAUCUCCUCAGGGGUUACGGGGUCGGUCACGUCAACAAGCUCCCCGAGGCUGGACUAUUGGGCCGCGGAUUCCAAUGCAAGCCCUGCAAAUCAUACGGGAACACUAGAGAGCGCAUGUACAGGCAGGAUGAUAUGAAUUACAGAGACUAUGUGAGCAAAGAAUUGCGAUGGAAUAUCAUUGCACUGGCCAUGGAAAAGAAGCAUCUUCAUGAACGCCGCGAGGGGAUUUUUAAGCAGACCCAGAAAAUCAACCCGAUUGAUGAGUUGAAAUAG
This is a messenger RNA of Penicillium macrosclerotiorum, 465 nucleotides long. RefSeq lists its product as uncharacterized. The coding region runs from base 1 to 465 and encodes 154 amino acids. The transcript is spliced from 2 exons. The record is from RefSeq and is a predicted model, not a curated record. NCBI's taxonomy places the organism in Eukaryota, Fungi, Ascomycota, Eurotiomycetes, Eurotiales, Aspergillaceae.